Messenger RNA from Funneliformis geosporum, 417 nucleotides. NCBI's taxonomy places the organism in Eukaryota, Fungi, Glomeromycota, Glomeromycetes, Glomerales, Glomeraceae. The record is from the annotation of a GenBank genome assembly.
AACAGCUCCCAUAUUACCGAUUUCUCUUCUUUCAUUACCGGUGAUAAAUACAUAAUUCUCGAUCCACAUGAACGGUAUUUUCGAGGUGGCGUCAUACUUGACGUCGACGAGAGAAUGUUUAAAGAUUACCCUAAUCAAACAGUUCUAGAACAAUUAGAAUUAUGUCAUGUUCGUGUAUCUAAUGGACAAUCACCUGAGAAUUUGAAAGAAAUUUGUAACGCAAUAUACAAAUAUAUGCAUAAAGCUUUUCAAAAAGAUGAUAAGGAAGAAUUUGAAAUUAUGAAGGAUGAUUUGAAAAAUAAACCUUGGAUUUGGCAUAAAGAUGCAUUUUAUUCAGCUGAUAAAUUCGUCUUUCGUCUUCCAACUGAAUUUGAGGACAUUUAUUCUUUAAUUGUAGAACUUCCUAUGAGAUUUUAA